Mandrillus leucophaeus (drill) is the source of this 5978-nucleotide messenger RNA. It is a transcript of the gene ANKS1B, whose product is annotated as ankyrin repeat and sterile alpha motif domain containing 1B. Gene Ontology annotation, cellular component: cytosol. Lineage: Eukaryota; Metazoa; Chordata; Mammalia; Primates; Cercopithecidae. The coding region runs from base 440 to 4222 and encodes 1260 amino acids. The transcript is spliced from 26 exons. Gene Ontology annotation, molecular function: protein binding. The record is from RefSeq and is a predicted model, not a curated record.
CUGCCGCCGCCGCGGGUGUUUCCUGCGCUCCCGCUCCAGCGAGGACUGUCUCUGCUGCCUCCUCUUCCUCCUCCGACCUCAGUCCUCACCACCCUCCUCCCGCUCCUCAAAAGCACCCCUGAGUCCCCACCCCCUCACGCCCCACCCGCGGGAACGAGGCCUCGGGAAUACAGGGGAGUGGCUGUGGGGGCGCGUCGCGGCUCCCAGCUCGGCCAGCCCCUCUUUCAAGACAUGGUCUGAUCCCCAUUGUAAAAGCUGCGCCCCGAAGAGGAGGAGAGAGUGGUGCUCCCUGCCUGGGGCUGCAGGGAGCUCUCCGUGCUGAAGCUCUUGCAUUAUUUUAGGGUGGGGCGAGGAGGGCCCUGGAUUUUGGGGAGUGGGGGUGGGUGGGGAGGAGGACCCGAGGGGGGUAAGGACUCUGUGGGGGAGUCGGUGAGAGACUAUGGGGAAGGACCAGGAGCUGCUGGAAGCUGCUCGCACUGGAAAUGUGGCUCUGGUGGAGAAACUCCUGUCUGGCAGGAAAGGAGGGAUCCUGGGCGGUGGAUCCGGACCCCUGCCCCUGUCUAAUCUGCUAAGCAUCUGGCGAGGCCCCAAUGUGAACUGCACAGACAGUUCGGGUUACACUGCUUUACACCAUGCAGCCUUAAAUGGACAUAAGGACAUAGUUCUCAAACUACUUCAGUAUGAGGCAUCAACAAAUGUAGCAGACAAUAAAGGAUAUUUUCCUAUUCACCUGGCUGCCUGGAAAGGAGAUGUGGAAAUUGUGAAGAUUCUUAUUCAUCAUGGACCAUCACAUUCCAGGGUCAAUGAACAGAACAAUGAAAAUGAAACUGCCCUGCACUGUGCAGCUCAAUAUGGACACUCAGAAGUAGUUGCUGUUCUCCUAGAAGAACUCACUGACCCGACCAUUAGGAAUAGCAAGCUGGAAACACCUUUGGACUUGGCGGCACUCUACGGACGGCUUAGAGUGGUAAAAAUGAUCAUCAGUGCACAUCCUAACUUAAUGAGCUGCAACACUCGCAAGCACACGCCACUUCACCUUGCUGCGCGCAAUGGCCACAAAGCAGUCGUGCAGGUGCUGCUGGAGGCAGGAAUGGAUGUGAGCUGUCAAACAGAAAAGGGGAGUGCACUUCAUGAAGCAGCUUUGUUUGGAAAGGUGGAUGUUGUACGAGUUCUGUUAGAAACAGGAAUUGAUGCCAACAUAAAGGAUAGCUUAGGUAGAACUGUCUUGGACAUUCUGAAAGAACAUCCAUCUCAGAAAUCUCUCCAGAUUGCAACACUCUUACAAGAGUAUUUAGAAGGUGUGGGAAGAUCUACAGUCCUUGAAGAGCCUGUGCAGGAAGAUGCAACACAAGAAACACACAUUUCAUCUCCUGUUGAGUCUCCCACCCAAAAGACCAAAAGUGAAACCGUCACUGGAGAAUUAUCAAAACUCUUGGAUGAAAUAAAACUCUGUCAAGAAAAGGAUUAUUCGUUUGAAGACUUGUGCCACACAAUAUCAGACCACUACUUAGAUAAUUUGAGCAAGAUUUCAGAGGAAGAACUUGGGAAAAAUGGAAGCCAGAGUGUAAGAACCUCAUCUACAAUCAAUUUGUCACCAGGAGAAGUGGAAGAAGAGGAUGAUGAUGAAAAUACAUGUGGGCCAUCAGGACUUUGGGAAGCAUUAACUCCAUGUAAUGGAUGUAGGAACCUUGGCUUCCCCAUGCUUGCACAGGAGUCCUAUCCAAAAAAGAGAAAUUACACUAUGGAAAUUGUACCAUCUGCUUCUCUGGAUACAUUUCCUUCAGAAAAUGAGAACUUUCUGUGUGAUCUCAUGGACACAGCUGUUACAAAGAAACCUUGCUCCUUAGAAAUUGCAAGGGCACCUUCCCCAAGAACUGAUAAUGCCUCUGAGGUAGCAAUUACUACUCCAGGAACUAGUAACCAUAGAAACAGCUCAACAGGCCCAACACCUGAUUGUUCACCUCCAUCCCCUGAUACUGCCCUCAAAAAUAUUGUAAAAGUCAUUCGACCCCAGCCUAAACAGCGAACAUCCAUUGUGUCUUCUCUGGAUUUUCACCGAAUGAAUCACAACCAAGAAUAUUUUGAAAUCAACACAUCUACAGGGUGCACAAGCUUUACUGCCAGCCCUCCUGCUAGUCCACCCACCUCUUCUGUGGGAACCACAGAAGUCAAGAAUGAGGGAACUAAACAUACAGAUGACCUCUCUCAACAGGAUGACAAUGAUCCCCCAAAAGAAUAUGAUCCUGAGCAAUUUGCAGGCCUGCUCCAUGGAUCCUCUCCAGCCUGUGAGUCCCCUGAAAAUCCAUUUCACCUCUAUGGGAAAAGAGAACAAUGUGAAAAAAGACAAGAUGAAGUCAGUUUGGCAAACAGUCCUUUGCCUUUCAAGCAGUCUCCAAUAGAAAAUAACUCAGAACCUUUGGUAAAGAAAAUUAAACCCAAAGUGGUCAGUAGAACAAUUUUUCACAAAAAAAGCAACCAACUUGAAAACCAUACCAUUGUUGGCACAAGAUCAACCAGGAGUGGAUCUCGGAAUGGGGACCAGUGGGUUAUGAAUACAGGGGGAUUUGUGGAGAGAGCCUGUACUCUGGGGAGAAUAAGGUCAUUGCCUAAAGCCUUGAUCGACAUGCAUUUGUCAAAAAAUGUCUCUAAAUCUGAUUCUGAUCUCAUUGCCUAUCCUUCCAAUGAGAAAACAUCAAGAGUUAACUGGAGUGAAUCUUCCACUGCUGAACACAGUUCUAAAGGGAAUUCUGAAAGAACACCAUCCUUCACAUCGGAAUGGGAAGAAAUUGACAAAAUAAUGAGUUCCAUAGAUGUUGGAAUCAACAAUGAACUUAAAGAAAUAAAUGGUGAGACCACAAGACCCAGAUGCCCUGUCCAAACAGUGGGACAAUGGUUGGAAAGCAUUGGGCUACCUCAGUACGAGAACCACCUGAUGGCUAAUGGAUUUGACAAUGUGCAGUUUAUGGGAAGCAAUGUUAUGGAAGAUCAGGAUUUGUUGGAAAUUGGAAUCCUUAAUUCUGGGCACCGACAAAGAAUUCUACAGGCAAUCCAGCUCCUUCCAAAGAUGAGACCCAUUGGGCAUGAUGGCUACCAUCCCACCUCUGUAGCUGAGUGGCUGGAUUCCAUUGAACUGGGCGACUACACCAAAGCCUUUCUAAUUAAUGGCUACACAUCGAUGGACCUGUUGAAAAAAAUCUGGGAGGUUGAACUUAUUAAUGUUUUAAAAAUCAAUUUGAUUGGCCACAGGAAACGUAUUUUGGCAUCUCUGGGAGACAGGCUGCACGACGAUCCCCCACAGAAGCCCCCUCGGUCCAUCACCCUCAGGGAACCCAGUGGUAAUCACACUCCUCCUCAGUUGUCUCCAUCACUUAGCCAAAGCACUUACACCACUGGUGGCUCCCUAGACGUUCCUCACAUUAUCAUGCAGGGCGAUGCAAGGAGGAGAAGAAAUGAAAACUACUUUGAUGAUAUUCCCCGAUCAAAACUGGAGAGGCAGAUGGCUCAGACAGGAGACUGGGGAGAACCUUCCAUUACCUUGCGACCUCCGAAUGAAGCCACAGCCUCCACUCCGGUACAGUACUGGCAGCAUCACCCAGAGAAGCUUAUCUUCCAGUCAUGUGAUUACAAAGCUUUUUAUUUAGGUUCUAUGCUGAUAAAAGAGCUUAGGGGGACAGAGUCAACCCAAGAUGCUUGUGCAAAAAUGCGGGCUAACUGUCAGAAGUCUACAGAGCAAAUGAAGAAGGUCCCUACUAUUAUUCUUUCUGUUUCAUAUAAAGGAGUCAAAUUUAUUGAUGCAACAAAUAAGAACAUAAUUGCUGAGCAUGAAAUUCGUAAUAUCUCCUGUGCUGCCCAGGACCCAGAAGACCUCUCAACAUUUGCCUAUAUCACAAAAGAUUUGAAGUCCAAUCACCACUACUGUCACGUGUUUACUGCCUUCGAUGUGAAUUUAGCCUACGAAAUCAUCCUAACCCUGGGACAGGCAUUCGAAGUCGCUUACCAGCUAGCACUACAAGCAAGAAAAGGGGGACACUCCUCCACACUUCCGGAAAGCUUUGAAAACAAACCCUCCAAACCCAUCCCCAAGCCCCGCGUUAGCAUUCGCAAGUCCGUGCAGAUCGACCCAUCUGAGCAAAAGACUCUGGCCAAUCUACCGUGGAUUGUGGAGCCGGGCCAAGAAGCCAAGAGGGGCAUUAAUACCAAGUAUGAAACCACGAUUUUCUGAUACUCGCCGUCCUCCUGUCCUCGCGGUGCCUUGCUCGCCAAGCAGUCCCGGAGCAGGCUUUCCUUCGCGCCUCCGCGUCCACCCAGCCCAGGAGGAAGACUGCUCUGAGCGUGCGGCCUUGUUACGGGCGAAAGGCCACUGGCCAUUCCUGGGGAAGUUCUUUCUGCACCAGUGACGAAAACGCAAGACUUUCCGGUCGCAACCCCCGAGAGGCGUGAGUUGAGAUGGGUUUUCCCUGAUGCUCCCGACUCCCCUCCCCACCACCUCCCAAGGUAUUUCUGAUGACUCCGCCCCAGUACUUGCUUUGCUUCAUUUGGGGAUAAUACCUUUUCUUAAAAAAAAAAAAAAAAAAAAAAAAAAAAAAAAACGGGGAUCUCUAAUACUGCCUAAAAGUAUGUUUUCACUGUCAGCAGUCUUAAGGGUGAAAUCAGAGCAGCACUACCCCUCCCACCUCCAAAGCAUCUGUAAAAUCAUUCUAUCAUUGAGUAUCAUUUAUUGCAAAAGGACAAAAACAACUCCCGUGAUAUGAUUGCCAGGAGAUUCUGUUUCCCGAUUUCUAUAUUUGUGGAUUUUAUAUGUAAUCAACUAUGUCAGAGAAAGAAAACCUUUCAACUGAAUGGUUCAAAAGGAAAGAAUGAUUUAAAACAGAGAAAUUUAUUAUGCACAGCAAAAUGUGUCUUGUAUUAAAUAUUUUUAUUAUAAGAAUGUCUCAUUAAUGCAUUGAUAAGAAAACUAGGUUAGUUGUGAGGGAUGUUUCUGGUUUCAUUUCAAAUAAUUAAAUUUCUACUGCUACUACCAAGAGGACUGGCUCAGUGGUGGCAAAAUAGUGGUGAUGCUCCCUAGAGCAGGAGGCCCGAAAGUGCUGAGGCAGCCAUCAGCCUGCCAAGAUUGUUUUUUUAAUCUUCACAGUGUUUUAAAGAACAUGUUAAAAAAAAAAAUCUAGUGCUCCUGCUGUCAAGAUUUCUGUCAUGGAAACCUUGUUUGAGAAAGGUGUUAAUAAAAUUCUAUUGCAAAAAUUUCUUUUUCUAGAAAAAAUAAAUACAAAAAAAAGAAGAAAUUCCAAAGUAAUAAAACUUUUCUUGAGACAAAAAAAAAAAAAAAAAGUUUGCUUACUAUUUGAUUAAAUAAAAUUUACUUACAUUUCUUUAAGGUAUUUUAAUUUUUUAAUGUCUCUGUGGAGUAUUUGUAUGAUACCAUAAUGUAUAUUUAUGUAGAAUCAAAUUAUAUAAACAGUACCAAUAUCAUUAUAGAAAAAAAUAACAUUUUAAUGUAUAUUGUUCUAACAAUCAUAUUGUGAAUCAUUUUGAAGUUCAUUAUAGCGAUAUUGAUAAAUUGUGGAAUUGUCUUAAUGUUUUUUUAUUAACUGAUAUUAUUUUAAACCUAAUGAUCAGUUACAUUCAUCAGUUGGUGAGUUUUGAAGAAUAACUACAUUUUAUUUCAAACUAACAAAUGUAUAUGGUUUUAGUUCAGUGUUGAAGAAUUUUAAUACAAUAUUAAAUUACUUGAACUGAACAGUUCCUUGUAUAUAUUUUGCCUAUUCACUGUUGAUAUGUAUGUAGCAAACUGAGAGUUAAAUAACACUAAAAUAUGGUACCAGGAGGCAAUUGUAUAGGAGCAAAGUCAGUAGGAGCUUUGCUGAAACAGAAGCAUAUGUGUAAAUAAGCUUGGGCUUCCAGUUAUAAAUUUUGUAAUUUUUGUCAUUAUUUAUAUCCUAUAAAAAAAAAGCACACAAAAAUAAAACAGAAGUUGUACAGCA